This is a messenger RNA of Choloepus didactylus (southern two-toed sloth), 3644 nucleotides long. It is a transcript of the gene TFCP2, whose product is annotated as transcription factor CP2. The coding region runs from base 675 to 2186 and encodes 503 amino acids. The record is from RefSeq and is a predicted model, not a curated record. Gene Ontology annotation, biological process: positive regulation of transcription by RNA polymerase II. The transcript is spliced from 15 exons. Lineage: Eukaryota; Metazoa; Chordata; Mammalia; Pilosa; Megalonychidae. Gene Ontology annotation, molecular function: DNA-binding transcription activator activity, RNA polymerase II-specific; RNA polymerase II cis-regulatory region sequence-specific DNA binding. Gene Ontology annotation, cellular component: nucleus.
GGUGACGUGAUUGGUUGGCGCUGGGGCGGCGGACGGUGGAGGGGCCUGGCGAGUCUUGGUUUAAGCCAGUGCUGGACUUUCCCCUUCCACGUUUCGAGGCCGUGGCGGGCUGCAGUGGGAGGGGACCUGGCUCGGCGGAAACCUGGAUAUGGUUUUAAGGGUCGUGGGGUUGAGAAAGGGUGACCGGAAGUGGCUUUGGGACUGACCGGAAGCGAGGCCUGGAGGGGAAAGGGAGAGCGAGUCCCGGGAAGGAGGGGGCUUCCCGCAGAAGGGGGCGGAGGAAAAGGUGCGAAAGCGGCGAGGGAGAGCCUGGCAGGUUGCAAGUCGCUGCUGCUGGUCUGUCUGUGGAUAGCAGCUAGCGACCACCACGAGCUCAAGAGGGCCCCAAAGAGUGGGAGGGUGAGAAACCAGGGCUGCCUUUGGGCAGUCUGGAAUAGCUGAGCAAAAGGGACCUCGCGCUCCAGAGAGCUGGGCGGGAAGGUUUUCGGAAACCCGGGCAGCUAAAGGCGGGGAGCCGAGGGCACAGAUUAGUUGUGCGGACAGUGCUGGUCGGGCUUGGGAGUAGCUGGUGGGCACUGCGUGGAAGAUCUUGGUUUGGAGUUUUCUACAGUAGACUCACGCUCCGCUCCUUUGUACAAGAAACGCUGUCUUCUGAGGGCAAGGAAGGCGCCAGGAUGGCCUGGGCUCUGAAACUGCCUCUGGCGGAUGAAGUGAUUGAAUCCGGGCUGGUGCAGGACUUUGAUGCUAGUCUGUCCGGGAUCGGCCAGGAACUGGGUGCUGGUGCCUAUAGCAUGAGUGAUGUCCUCGCACUGCCUAUUUUCAAGCAGGAAGAGUCAAGUUUGCCUCCUGAUAAUGAGAAUAAAAUCCUACCUUUUCAAUAUGUGCUUUGUGCAGCUACCUCUCCAGCAGUGAAACUCCACGAUGAAACACUGACAUAUCUCAAUCAAGGACAGUCUUACGAAAUCCGAAUGCUAGACAAUAGGAAACUAGGAGAACUUCCAGAAAUCAAUGGCAAGUUGGUGAAGAGUAUAUUCCGUGUAGUAUUCCAUGACAGACGGCUACAAUACACUGAACAUCAGCAGCUGGAGGGCUGGAGGUGGAACCGACCUGGAGAUAGAAUUCUUGACAUAGAUAUCCCAAUGUCAGUGGGUAUAAUCGAUCCUAGGGCUAAUCCAACCCAGCUAAAUACAGUGGAGUUUCUAUGGGAUCCUGCAAAGAGGACAUCUGUGUUUAUUCAGGUGCACUGUAUUAGCACAGAGUUUACUAUGAGGAAACACGGUGGAGAAAAAGGUGUUCCAUUCCGGGUCCAAAUUGAUACCUUCAAGGAGAAUGAAAACGGGGAAUAUACUGAGCACUUACACUCAGCCAGCUGCCAGAUCAAAGUCUUCAAGCCCAAAGGUGCAGACAGAAAGCAAAAAACAGAUAGGGAGAAAAUGGAAAAACGAACACCUCAUGAAAAGGAGAAAUAUCAACCUUCCUAUGAGACAACGAUACUCACAGAGUGUUCUCCGUGGCCUGAGAUCACAUAUGUCAAUAAUUCCCCAUCACCUGGCUUCAACAGUUCCCAUAGCAGUUUUUCUCUUGGGGAAGGGAAUGGUUCACCAAACCACCAACCAGAACCACCCCCUCCAGUCACAGAUAACCUCUUGCCAACAACGACACCUCAGGAAGCUCAGCAGUGGUUGCAUCGAAACCGGUUUUCUACAUUCACAAGGCUUUUCACAAACUUCUCAGGGGCAGACUUACUGAAACUAACUAGAGAUGAUGUGAUCCAAAUCUGUGGCCCUGCAGAUGGAAUCAGACUUUUUAAUGCAUUAAAAGGCCGGAUGGUGCGUCCAAGGUUGACCAUUUAUGUUUGUCAGGAAUCCUUGCAGUUGAGGGAGCAGCAACAGCAGCAGCAGCAGCAGCAGCAGCAGAAGCCUGACGAUGGAGACUCAAAUGGUACUUUCUUCGUCUAUCAUGCCAUCUAUCUGGAAGAAUUAACAGCUGUUGAACUGACAGAAAAACUUGCUCAGCUUUUCAGCAUUUCCCCUCGGCAGAUCAGCCAGAUCUACAAACAGGGACCAACCGGAAUCCAUGUGCUCAUCAGUGAUGAGAUGAUACAAAACUUUCAGGAAGAAGCCUGUUUUAUUCUGGACACAAUGAAAGCGGAAGCCAAUGAUAGCUAUCAUAUCAUAUUGAAGUAGGAGUGAGGUAUUUGAUGCUGAAUGGCGCUGCUUCCUUCACCUCUUGGAAAUUGACCUCUUGCCAGGGGUCUGUGAAUAAAAAUUUGAAGGUCUACAGGAACUGUACCCAUCUGACCGUGGGGGGCUGGGGGGUAGGGAGCGGGCCAUGAGGAGGAAUCCCAGCUUUCUGUGUUGGCCUGAGCUGUGUGAUACCCACAGAUUACUGCCCAACCUGCAAUUCUGCAGCUAUUUCCUAGUUAAAAUUUCUGGACUUUGUUGUUGUUCGAUAUCAAUAGAAACGCCCCAUCAUUUGUUAGGUUGUAUGUAGGGCAUAAUGAUGAUGGAAAUUGUGUGAUGUUUAAUGAAAAGAUGUUAAAUUUUGUGAUUUGGAGCCAUGUAAUUUUUUUCUAAUAUAAAAAUGAAUAUCUAUAUUCAUAAAACUAGAUCCUCAAUGUCUUUUGCAUCAAACACACAAGCAUCUCUGCUUUUUUCCAUAAUUGAUCCCUGAGAACCACAUCAAAGAAAAGAAAUAGAGAUAGUAAAGCAUUUUUCUUUUGGUUCCCCUGUAAUAAUACUAUUAAUAACAAUUUUUGCUAAUGUUUAUUGAGCAUUUACUUGUGACAGGCAGUGUGAUAAAUUCUUUAAAUGGAUUAUCCUCUAAUCCUCUUAAUAACCCUGUAUGAAAUAGAUAUUAGUAUCCCUAAUGGAAGAUUAGGAAACUGAGAUACCUUAGUGGCUUGCUAAGUAACAGGCAGCUAGAAGGUAAUGCUGCUGAAAUCCAAACCCACACAGUCCAGCUCCUAACCACCAUACAACACUGCCGCCCUUUAUAGCCUGUGCUCACCAUUGUAUUUAAGUGUGGCUCUUCUGGUGAAUAGGACAUAACACUGAAUGAGAACUGAGGAAUCAACCACUGAAAGGUACAAAUCACAGCUAAAUAAUGAGGAACAAAUCAAGACCUCUAAAAAAUGAAAGCAUAGAUGUUUUUUAGCAUCAUCAGUUAUCAGCUUUGCAGAAUUUGAAUGAUGAAAACUACGGAUUAUCUGUAACUCCCAAAGGUCACUGUUCUUGAAUGACUUUCUUAGACUAUUUAUUGAUGAGUUAGGAUAACCCAUGCUUUGUUUUCCCCUCUCUGCAUCCUCUGUUGGUAUAGGAAAUUCUUUUACUCAUAUAGUGUUCUUUAUAUAAGCUUCACAAGAAAUUCAUUCCGAUCCCACUCACUCUUUCCAUAUGUUUUUGUUCUUCCUUAAGAAUAACUGUGUGUGUUUAUGUGUGUGGUAUAAAUGUAUAAGACCUUGGUCUUUUUUUACAUGUGAAGUUUUAUCUAGAAAUCUCUUUACAGAUUAUGUUCAGGUGAAAAGCAGAUAAUGUUCAAGAUUCUGUAUUAGAUUUGGAUUUGUGUGUGUGUGUUUUUAAAGCAUUUGAUAAAGCUUAAAUGUUUUUAUACAGAGAUUUUUGUUCAUUAAAAUCAACCUGCAA